CGCUUUGGGCUGAAAGAUGGCGGCAUUGGCGCUCGACCAGGGGGAAGGACUUACUCAGAGGGGGCUGCAGGCGAGCACACUUGUGCCCCGCCGGAGCGACCCGGCUCGGGCCGUGAGCGGCCGCUCGUAGACGUCCGAGAAGCCUGCCGAGUGCCUUCCCGGCGCCCGACCGCCCACCCAUCGGCCUGCCGGCCCCGUUCUUCCUAAUGCGGACUGCCGUCCACUAGAGGUUGGACAGGACCCCCCGAGGUGAUUCAUGGCAGGGGACGUGGAAGGAUUCUGUUCCUCCAUCCAUGAUACCAGUGUCUCUGCUGGGUUCAGAGCACUGUAUGAGGAGGGAUUGCUUCUUGAUGUCACUCUGGUUAUUGAAGAUCAUCAGUUCCAGGCCCAUAAAGCACUCUUGGCCACCCAGAGUGACUACUUCAGAAUUAUGUUUACUGCAGACAUGAGGGAACGAGAUCAAGACAAAAUUCAUUUGAAAGGUCUAACUGCUACCGGUUUCAGCCACGUCCUGCAAUUUAUGUACUACGGAACUAUAGAACUGAGUAUGAAUACUGUUCAUGAAAUUCUUCAGGCUGCCAUGUAUGUUCAACUUAUAGAAGUGGUGAAGUUCUGCUGCUCUUUUCUCUUAGCAAAGAUCUGCCUAGAAAAUUGUGCAGAAAUUAUGAGACUCUUAGAUGAUUUUGGUGUAAACAUUGAGGGAGUCAGGGAGAAGUUGGACGCUUUUCUACUAGACAACUUUGUUCCACUCAUGUCUAGGCCUGACUUUCUGUCCUAUCUGAGUUUUGAGAAGCUCAUGUCUUAUUUGGAUAAUGAUCAUCUAAGCAGGUUCCCAGAGAUAGAGCUGUAUGAGGCUGUGCAGUCUUGGCUGCGGCAUGAUAGAAGACGCUGGAGACACACUGAUACCAUCAUUCAGAAUAUCCGAUUUUGCUUGAUGACCCCAUCCAGCGUUUUUGAGAAGGUUAAGACAUCAGAAUUUUAUAGAUACUCCCGACAGCUCCGUUAUGAAGUUGACCAAGCAUUGAAUUACUUUCAGAAUGUUCACCAGCAGCCUUUGUUGGAUAUGAAGUCAAGCCGCAUCCGUUCUGCAAAACCGCAAACUACAGUAUUUCGAGGAAUGAUUGGACAUAGCAUGGUUAACAGUAAAAUACUUCUCUUAAAGAAACCAAGAGUCUGGUGGGAGCUAGAAGGCCCCCAAGUACCUCUGCGACCUGACUGCCUUGCUAUCGUUAAUAAUUUUGUGUUCCUGUUAGGUGGGGAAGAGCUGGGCCCGGAUGGUGAAUUCCAUGCUUCUUCCAAAGUAUUCAGGUAUGAUCCGAGACAGAACUCCUGGCUGCAGAUGGCAGAUAUGUCCGUACCACGCUCUGAAUUUGCUGUUGGUGUUAUUGGGAAAUUUAUUUACGCCGUAGCAGGCAGAACCAGAGAUGAGACUUUCUAUUCAACUGAGAGAUACGACAUCACCAAUGAUAAAUGGGAAUUUGUGGAUCCUUAUCCAGUUAACAAAUAUGGACAUGAGGGGACAGUGCUCAAUAACAAGUUGUUUAUCACCGGUGGAAUCACCUCAUCUUCCACCUCCAAGCAAGUGUGCGUGUUUGACCCCAGCAAAGAAGGGACCAUAGAACAACGGACCAGGAGAACUCAAGUAGUUACCAACUGUUGGGAGAAUAAGAGCAAGAUGAAUUACGCAAGAUGCUUUCACAAAAUGAUUUCUUACAAUGGCAAGCUUUAUGUCUUUGGUGGCGUCUGUGUGAUCUUAAGGGCCUCUUUCGAAUCUCAGGGAUGCCCUUCUACUGAAGUCUACAAUCCAGAGACUGAUCAGUGGACCAUCUUGGCAUCCAUGCCGAUUGGUAGAAGUGGCCAUGGUGUGACCGUGCUGGACAAACAAAUAAUGGUUCUUGGAGGCCUUUGUUAUAAUGGUCAUUACAGCGAUUCCAUUCUCACUUUUGAUCCUGAUGAAAACAAGUGGAAGGAAGAUGAGUACCCUCGGAUGCCCUGCAAGCUGGAUGGUUUACAAGUAUGCAACCUGCAUUUUCCGGACUAUGUACUGGAUGAGGUCAGGCGUUGCAACUAACGACAUCCUUCUCCGAAAAAGAAAGAGGCAAACAAAGUAUUUGUUUGUAAUAAAGUAGUUAGUUAAAA
This is a messenger RNA of Cebus imitator (Panamanian white-faced capuchin), 2139 nucleotides long. It is a transcript of the gene KLHL15, whose product is annotated as kelch like family member 15. Lineage: Eukaryota; Metazoa; Chordata; Mammalia; Primates; Cebidae. Gene Ontology annotation, molecular function: protein binding. The transcript is spliced from 4 exons. Gene Ontology annotation, biological process: nuclear protein quality control by the ubiquitin-proteasome system; protein ubiquitination. Gene Ontology annotation, cellular component: Cul3-RING ubiquitin ligase complex; nucleus. The record is from RefSeq and is a predicted model, not a curated record. Bases 257 to 2071 code for a protein of 604 amino acids.